AUGUAUAUCAAGCAGAUUAUCAUCCAAGGCUUCAAGAGCUACAAAGAUCAAACGGUCAUUGAACCCUUUUCGCCGAAGCACAAUGUUAUCGUCGGUCGCAAUGGUUCGGGCAAGAGUAACUUUUUCGCUGCCAUUCGAUUCGUGCUUAGCGAUGCCUAUACUCAGAUGGGAAGAGAAGAGCGACAAGCUUUGCUCCAUGAAGGUUCAGGCUCUGCCGUCAUGUCCGCAUACGUGGAAGUAAUAUUCGAUAACUCGGACGAGCGAUUCCCCACUGGCAAGCCAGAGUUGAUCCUUCGGCGAACCAUCGGAUUGAAGAAAGACGAAUAUACUCUCGAUCAUAAGAAUGCCACCAAAGCAGAUGUUAUGAACUUGCUAGAAUCUGCGGGAUUUUCGCGGUCCAACCCGUAUUACAUUGUUCCUCAAGGUCGUGUCACCACAUUAACCAAUAUGAAAGAUUCCGAGCGACUUGUGCUGUUGAAGGAAGUUGCCGGCACCCAAGUUUAUGAAGCUCGUCGCGCCGAGUCUCUUAAGAUCAUGAACGAGACUAACAAUAGGAGAGGAAAGAUUGACGAGUUACUAGACUACAUCAAUGAACGUCUUGACGAAUUGGAAGAAGAAAAGGAUGAGUUGCGAAGCUAUCAGGAGCAGGAUCGCGAACGCCGAUGCUUAGAAUACACCAUUUACUCGCGCGAACAGCAAGAAAUUGCAAAUGCGCUUGAUAGUUUAGAAGGCGCGCGACAAACUGGCGUGGAGGACACAGAUGCAAAUCGCGAACGAUUCAUUCAGGGUGAAAAAGAGAUGACUCAAAUCGAUGCCCAGAUUGCCGAGUGCAGGCAACAGAUUGAGUUUUUGAAGGUGGAUAAGGCGCAACUGGAGGAUGAGCGUCGUGACUCUUCCCGUGCCCUGGCUCAAGUUGAGCUACAGGAGAAGGCACUGAAAGACGGCCAAUCUGCCGCUCAGCAGUUCAAAUCUCGACAUGAUAAUGACCUCAAAUCUGUUCAGUCUGCCAUCAGCCAGCGCGAGACUGAACUCCAGUCACUGCUACCCCAGUUCAAUGCCGCCAAGGAGCAAGAAGACGGUGUCAAAUCGCAACUUGACCAAGCUGAAACUGUUCGACAACGUCUGUACGCGAAACAAGGCCGCAACUCUCGAUUCAAGAACAAGUCAGAACGAGACAAAUGGUUACAGAAGGAAAUCCAGGAAACCAAAACUUCGAUCAAAUCCGUGAAGAACGUCGAGGCUCAGACAAAAGAGGACAUUAAGGAGCUCGAGAGCACCAUCAUGUCGCUAGAACCGGAAAUCGACAAUUUGCGCAAACAGAUUGAUGGUAGAGGCGACACCAUCCAGUCUAUCGAACAAGAGGUGCAAAAUGGCAAGGACGAGAGAGAUAAGUUGAUGGAUGAGCGAAAGGAAUUAUGGCGAGAAGAGGCUCGUUUGGAUUCAGUCCUAUCGAAUGCGACCCACGAAGUUGAGAGAGCUGAGCGCAAUCUGUCACAUAUGAUGGAUCACAACACCAGCCGUGGUAUUGCAGCUGUUCGACGAAUUAAACGGCAACAUAACCUCGAAGGUGUUUACGGUACACUAGCUGAGCUUGUUGAAGUCAACGAGCGAUAUCGUACCGCUGUCGAAGUUACAGCUGGUACUAGUCUUUUCCACUAUGUUGUCGACACUGAUCAAACUGCCACCAAGGUGCUUGAAAUUUUACAAAAGGAGAAGGCUGGCCGAGUUACAUUCAUGCCAUUGAAUCGUUUGAAGUCCCGCCCAAUCAAUCUUCCCAAGGCUAGUGACACAAUCCCCAUGAUUGAGAAACUGCAAUUCGAUCCCGAAUAUGAAGGCGCAUUCCAGCAAGUAUUUGGAAAGACUAUUAUUUGUCCAAACCUCCAAGUAGCUGCUCAAUACGCUAGGAGUCAUGGUGUGAAUGCCAUUACUCCGGAAGGAGAUCGAUCUGAUAAACGCGGUGCGUUGACUGGUGGGUUCCACGACUCCCGGCAGUCGCGGUUAGAAGCUGUGAAGACAUUGACGAAAUGGCGUGAUGAAUACGAAUCAAAGAAGAACCGCGCAACCGAGAUUCGCAAAGACCUAGAAAGGCUAGACCAAAAGGUCACUCGGGCUGUUGGUGAAUUGCAAAAAUUAGAGCAGCGCAAACAGCAAUUCCAUGGCAGCAGCGGCCCAAUACGCCAGGAACUACGGAGCAAGCGUGAGUUACUCCAGAAUAAGAAUGACAAUCUCGAUAACAAGCAGCGCGCUCUUCAUAACAUCGAAAGCAACUUGACUGCUCUGGAUGGGCAAGUCGCGGCACUGGAAGCAGAGUUGUCUUCGGCGUUCCAAAAAGCACUUACUUUGGAAGAAGAGUCGCAACUGGAAUCGCUUGGUUCAACUGCUCAGAAUCUACGGCGCCAGUAUGCGGAGUUAUCUCGCCAGCGCAGUGAGUUCGAGGCGCGCAAGUCUGUGUUAGAAGUUGAGCUUCGCGAGAACCUUUACCCACGGUUAGACCAGCUUAGCGGCCAUGAAAUCGACAUGGGUGAUGAAGGCACACAGGGCAAUCUCAAAACAGCCGAGCGUGAGAUGAGAAAGUUCCAGACAGCCUUAGGCAAGAUCACAGAACGUCUCGCAGAAGUCGACAAAUCCAUUACGGCGAGCAAUGCAGAAGUUGCUAAACUUGACGGUCGCAAAGCAGAGAUACGAAACGAGCUGGAGUCUCUUGCCAAGUCGAUUGAAAAGCACCAGCGACGAAUGGAGAAGAGCAUGCAAAAGAAGGCGGCUUUGACCAAGCAAGCUGCUGAAUGCACUUCCAAUAUUCGCGAUCUAGGUGUUUUACCCGACGAGGCUUUUACCAAAUACAACAAAACAGACUCCAACACAGUAGUCAAGAAGCUACACAAAGUCAACGAAUCACUGAAAAAAUAUUCCCAUGUGAACAAGAAGGCUUUCGAACAAUACAACAACUUUACAAAACAACGCGAAACAUUGACCAAGCGACGAGAAGAACUAGAUGCGUCCCAAAAGUCGAUUGACGAAUUGAUCACGGUCCUCGACCAACGUAAAGACGAAGCCAUCGAACGAACUUUCAAGCAGGUGUCGCGCGAGUUCCACAACGUGUUUGAAAAACUUGUACCAUCGGGUCGUGGCCGUCUCAUUAUUCAACGCAAGACUGACCGCGCACUCCGGCCAGAGAACGAGGUCGAGUCUGACGACGAAGACCGUCGGGAGAGUGUCGAGAACUAUGUCGGAGUUGGCAUCAGUGUCAGUUUCAACAGCAAGCACGACGAACAACAACGCAUCCAACAGCUCAGCGGUGGCCAAAAGAGUUUGUGCGCUCUCGCACUGGUGUUUGCCAUUCAAGCCUGCGAUCCCGCGCCAUUCUAUCUCUUCGACGAGAUCGACGCUAACCUCGACGCCCAAUAUCGUACCGCCGUGGCUCAAAUGCUGCAAUCGAUUUCAGAAGCCACCAAUGGUCAAUUCAUCUGCACCACUUUCCGGCCUGAAAUGCUGCACGUCGCUGAGAAAUGCUACGGAGUCAGUUUCCGCAACAAGGCUAGUUCCAUUGACGUGGUGUCGAAGGAGGAAGCACUCAAGUUCGUUGAGGAGCAAAAGAGUUAA
Molecule: messenger RNA, 3600 nt
Organism: Talaromyces proteolyticus
Lineage: Eukaryota; Fungi; Ascomycota; Eurotiomycetes; Eurotiales; Trichocomaceae
Product: putative chromosome segregation protein SudA
Exons: 5
Coding region: 1-3600 (1199 amino acids)
Biological process (GO): mitotic sister chromatid cohesion
Cellular component (GO): chromosome
Molecular function (GO): protein binding; ATP hydrolysis activity; ATP binding
Source: RefSeq, a predicted model, not a curated record